AUGGAGUUCCCUGCGCCCAUCCCCACAGCCAACCGCACCUCCGUGCUAGAAUUCCUGCUUCUGGGGGUCACAGAAAAGCGAGGGCUCCAGCUCCUCCUCUUCGGGGUCCUCCUGGUCACCUACACGCUGACCUUGCUGGGGAAUCUUCUCAUCAUCGCUCUCACCUUGGCGGACCGCCGCCUGCACACCCCGAUGUACUUCUUCCUGCGCCACUUCUCGCUGCUGGAGGUGGGUUUCACCUCCACCGUGUCCCCACAGAUGCUGGCACACCUGCUGGCGGCGCGCGGGGCCAUCUCCCGUCACCGUUGCUUCGCGCAGAUGAUACUCUACUUCACCCUGGGCGCAGUGGAGACCCUGCUGCUGGCAGUGAUGUCCACUGACCGCUUUCUGGCCAUCUGCUGGCCUCUGCGCUACCCAGCACUCAUGACUCCCAGCGUGUGCUCUGCCCUGGUGCUGGCCUGCUGGGCAGCCAGUCUCCUGGCCCUGCCUGGGCUGUUUGCCUGGAUGUUGUCUCUCCCUUUCUGUGGCCCACGUGUCCUCAACCACUUCUUCUGUGACAGCUCCCCUUUGCUGGAGCUGGUGUGCGCAGACACCAGGCUUCUGCAGCUGGUGGCCUUCCUGGUGGCUGUCUGCACCCUGCUCACUGCCACAUUGAUCACAACCUUAUCCUAUGGCUGCAUCAUCAGCACCAUCCUGCGCCUGCCUACACCUGGGGGUCGCAGCAAGGCCUUCUCCACCUGUUCUUCCCACAUCUUGGUGGUGUCUCUCACCUAUGGGAGCUGCAUCAUCAUGUACCUGAACCCCACGCAGACAGGGAGGCUGGACCUCAACAAAGGAAUAGCUUUCUUCAACACCACGGUGUCUCCCCUGCUGAACCCCUUCAUCUACUGCCUCAGGAACCAACUGGUUCACAGAGUGUGCAGGGAUUUGCUGCUCAGAGGAAGGGAGCUUUCUUCCAAGAUAUUCAGAGCAUAA
Molecule: messenger RNA, 975 nt
Organism: Rattus rattus (black rat)
Lineage: Eukaryota; Metazoa; Chordata; Mammalia; Rodentia; Muridae
Product: olfactory receptor 49-like
Exons: 1
Coding region: 1-975 (324 amino acids)
Biological process (GO): G protein-coupled receptor signaling pathway
Cellular component (GO): membrane
Molecular function (GO): G protein-coupled receptor activity; olfactory receptor activity
Source: RefSeq, a predicted model, not a curated record